Molecule: messenger RNA, 1887 nt
Organism: Dichotomopilus funicola
Lineage: Eukaryota; Fungi; Ascomycota; Sordariomycetes; Sordariales; Chaetomiaceae
Exons: 2
Coding region: 1-1887 (628 amino acids)
Source: RefSeq, a predicted model, not a curated record
AUGACCUUAUUGAGGACCUGCCUCGUCUUGGCCUGCGCCAACACUCUUUUCAAUACUCGCGACUCUAGCUCACCCAACUUCCACAAGGCCGCCGUCGUCGCCAGGAGAACGACCCGCCUCCACGCUUCCUACCACCCACAUCAACUCCCCCGACACUCAUUCGCCACUUUCCCGCGGCCGGGCAGCCGACGGAGAACACAGCGCAGCGCUUCUCCCCUCCGUUCUUUUUAUUAUCGUUCCAAGCUCGCACAAUCCCUCACGAGACGGGCCGUAGGAUCUCGCCGUCCAUCGCAGGCAACAGAGGAUAUGGAUGAGAUGGUGCUCCUCCAGCGAAGCAUGGACGAGAACCUGCGAAACGGCGCUUUGACCCCGGAGGACCGGCGCCACUCCAGCCGUGCCGGCAGCCGUGACGACACGAAGCCACGACGCUUCCCGGACGAGUCUAUCACAUCGCCUUCCUCACAGACAGAAGACUUCGCCUCGGAGACCCGGUCCGCCCGGUCUGCCUCUACCACCUCGCGAAGCACCAACAGACUCUCCUUGACGCUACCUAUUGUACCACCCACGGCUUACCCACUUCGGUCAACUCCUGCUUCAACUACCACUCCCGCGUUCCCCCCAACACCCCUUGAUACACCGGCUUUGAUGUCCCCCGUUGACCCGAACGACCUGAUUACCGCGAUAGCAGCGCAGGAACGCCGCGUCCUGGAAUUGCGGGAGGAACUCAACCGGGCCGAGUCAGAUCUUUCCAAGCUCAAGAAACAAUGGGCAACCCAUGAAGCCUACAAGAAGCGAACUGGACGCCGGAACGUCGAGCCAGCCGCGGGUCUUGGACCGGCCGCUGAACUGCAGGAUGAAACUGCAAUUAGGCGCAGCGCCGAGAUUGACAGGCGAAAGGCGUUGCUCGGCCAGAACAACCCGCUUGCGACCCCAGAAAGGAGCAGGCGGCGUGUUUUCACUGGGAGACAUACCCGCACUCUAUCACUCCUUUCCCCAACGCGGCCGGUCAGUUCGUUUUCCGCCACUACCGAUGACGAGCCGGAGAGCGCAGGACCGUCUGAACCCGGUGAUCGCUUCAACAGCCCCGAGUCGCUCGCCCUACAGGCCAAGCGCGCAUCCUGGGCCGCGCGCACGACGCAAACGGCCGGCGUGAAGCAGCUCGCGGAGGACCUUAAGACGGGACUCUGGACCUUCAUGGAGGAUCUGCGCCAGGCGACGGUUGGCGACGAGCCGAUCACGGGACAGGGAAACUACAUGCGCGGCACAGACGGCAACAUGAAGUCGGCCACGGGGUCAAGCGGCGACCAGGAUACCAUCCGCGCGCCCAAUGCGCCGCGGCCGCGUCUCUCGUCCGCUUUUGACGACCCAGCCAAGGCUUCCGAGGACGCGGAUAAUAAUGACGGAAACGACGAUCCCCAAGGUCUCCCUCGGCCCCGUCUCCUCCGUCGCUCGCAAACCGAUGCCGGCGCCCGCGGCGGAGCUAAGCGCUUCUCCUGGACUCCCCUAACCAUCGAUGCCUACGAUGACAACGACUGGUCCAACUGGGACACCCCGGGCGUCUCCUCCCCACGCUGGAGCGGCACCACCGUCAACGGCGACAUCAUCCCGACCAUUCCCGAGAAGCGCGCCGACGAGGGCGAGAAUACGUCUCUCAGCGGCAGCAGCAUCAACAGCAGCCACAACACCUCGCGCUCCACCUCCCCCCACCAGACAGCGUCGGCCUCGCCCGCCUCGUUGAGUCCCAAGAGACUUGAGGAUCUACUCCCGCAAGCCUUGAACAAGCUGAAGCCGAGCAACCUCAAGCGGACCGCGGACGACUUUAUGAAGGAGUGGGAGCGCAGUCUGGCGUCGCCUGAGGAGGUUGAGCCGACUAUCGAGAUGGCAUGA